AGGUGAACAAAUCACCCAACUCAACCCUUCACGAUGAUCCGCGCCCUUCUGCUCCUGGUGUGCUGCCAGGCUGCUUUGUCCAUUGACAGCAGCAGCUUCAUCAAGCAGGCUCAGGUCCCUGGCCAGAACCAGAACUCGGUCCAACAGCAGGCCGCCAGUCGCGCCUCGGCCAACAUCGCCGCCAUGGUCCGCAACCGAACCAACUCGUGGACCGCUGGAGCACCUCGGCAGCCGCUGUCCUCGUACCGCGUCGGAGUCAACAUGGAGGAUCUGGAGUCUAAGCGGCUCAAGCCGGGCAUCUUGAUCUUGAAGGAGGAUAUCGACCUGCCGGAGCAGUUUGACGCCCGCGACAAGUGGCCUCAGUGCCCAAGUCUGCGCGAAAUCCGUAACCAGGGCUGCUGCGGAUCGUGCUGGGCCAUUUCCGCCGCGGAGGCCUUCACCGAUCGGUGGUGCAUCCACUCGCCGGAGCAUACCACGUUCUCGUUCGGAUCGUUCGACCUGAUCUCGUGCUGUCACUCUUGUGGAGACGGCUGCCAGGGAGGAGUUCUCGGACCGGCCUGGGAUUACUGGGUCCAGAAGGGAGUCUCCAGCGGAGGUCCGUACAAUUCCAAGCAGGGCUGUCACUCGUAUCCGUUUGACACGUGCCACUCCCCGGAUGAGGAUGACGACGCUCCGAAAUGUUCCCGCAAGUGCCAAUCCAGCUACAGCGUUCAGGAUGUUUCCAAGGAUCGUCGCUUUGGCCGCGUAGCGUACUCCGUGGUCGCGGACGAGCACCGCAUCAUGGAGGAGAUCUUCGUGAACGGACCCGUGCAGGCCGCCUUCCAGGUUUACCUGGACUUCAAGACGUACAAGAGUGGAGUGUACCGUCACGUGACGGGACCACUGGAGGGAGGUCACGCCAUCAAGAUCCUCGGCUGGGGCGUUGAGAACGGCACCAAGUACUGGCUGUGCAGCAACUCGUGGGGUGAGGACUGGGGCGAUCACGGCUUCUUCAAGAUUGUCCGCGGUGAGAACCAUCUGGGCAUUGAGACCGAUGUGCACGCCGGACUGCCGCAUUAUCGCAAGCACAAGGAGAUGUUUGAGUACGAUUACUGAGUGAUGUUUUCCUAAUCGGGCAUAAUAAAGAAGUGCUGAAGUAAAUAAA
This is a messenger RNA of Culex quinquefasciatus (southern house mosquito), 1144 nucleotides long. Its product is annotated as cathepsin B. Bases 34 to 1095 code for a protein of 353 amino acids. Gene Ontology annotation, cellular component: lysosome. Gene Ontology annotation, molecular function: cysteine-type endopeptidase activity. NCBI's taxonomy places the organism in Eukaryota, Metazoa, Arthropoda, Insecta, Diptera, Culicidae. The transcript has a single exon. The record is from RefSeq and is a predicted model, not a curated record.